Hirsutella rhossiliensis is the source of this 1098-nucleotide messenger RNA. RefSeq names its product NAC domain-containing protein. Gene Ontology annotation, molecular function: proton transmembrane transporter activity. The transcript has 6 exons. Gene Ontology annotation, biological process: protein targeting to membrane; proton motive force-driven ATP synthesis. The record is from RefSeq and is a predicted model, not a curated record. Lineage: Eukaryota; Fungi; Ascomycota; Sordariomycetes; Hypocreales; Ophiocordycipitaceae. The coding region runs from base 1 to 1098 and encodes 365 amino acids. Gene Ontology annotation, cellular component: nascent polypeptide-associated complex; cytoplasm.
AUGGCGAACCCCAGAGUCGAGGAGCUCCCGGACGACGAGCACCAGAAGCCUACCGUCGAGGAGCAGGAGGACAGCAGCGACGAGUCCGAUGCUGAGGAGGCCGGCGAUGGCAACCUGCCAGCUGGCUCUACCGCUGUGAUCCACUCUCGCAACGAGAAGAAGGCCCGAAAGGCUCUGGAGAAGCUACACCUCACCCGAGUCCCCGGCAUCACGAGAGUCACUCUCCGCCGACCGAAGAACGUUCUCUUCGUCAUCAACCAGCCAGAGGUCUACAAGUCUCCCAACAGCAACACUUACAUUGUCUUUGGCGAGGCCAAGAUCGAGGAUGUAAACGCUACCGCCCAACAGGCUGCUGCCCAACAGCUUGCCGCCGCCGGUGCCGAGGGUGACCACGCCGGCCACAACCACGGCGAGUCCAGCAAGGCUGUCGAGGCUACCGAGGCUAAGAAGGACGACGACGACGACGACGGCGAGGAAGUCGACGCCGAAGGGCUCGAGGACAAGGACAUUGAGCUGGUCAUGACCCAGGCCAACGUCAGCCGUAAAAAGGCCGUCAAGGCAUUGAAGGAGAACGACAACGACAUCCGAAGCGCAGCUCUCAAGCUCGACUGGACCAAGGUCACCAGCUCGCUGGGCCUGCGCGGCCAGACCGUCGCCUCGCUGCAGGCCUUCAAGAAGCGCAACGAGGACGCCCGCCGCAAGAUCCAGCUGCUGUCGGAGCAGCCCACGACGGUCGACUUUGCCCACUACCGGUCCACGCUCAAGAACCAGGCCGUCGUCGACGAGAUCGAGAAGCGCUUCAAGGCCUUCAAGCCCGUCACCUACGACGUCAACCGCCAAUUGAAGGCCAUUGAUGCCUUCGAGGCCGAAGCCGUCAAGAAUGCAGAGGCGACCAAGCAGGCCGUCGACCUCGAGCUCAAGGACUUGGCCGCCACUCUGAAGAACAUUGAGGAGGCUCGGCCUUUCGAGGACCUCACUGUGGACGAGGUCGCUGCCGCCGAAAAGUCAAUCGACGAAAAGACCACGCAGCUCAUUUCCAAGGGCCGAUGGAUGGUGCCGGGAUAUAAGGAGAAGUUUGGCGACCUCGCUGUCGUGUAA